AUGGACAUGGAAAGAGCCCAAUUCGUUCUAACUCAGUCUUCAUUGGCAUCUGAAUCCGCCGUUGAGUCUAAUGCCGGUGAAAGUAGAUCUGGUGACAGGAUUCUUGAGUAUAUGCUCAAACGUCCAACCAUUCCUGCACAUGAACCGCUAGAAACAAAGGCCAACAGCCGCCAGCAGUCAUUACGAUUUAUACCAUCAAAACCAGAAAAGGUUCUCGAUGCACCUGAACUCAUCAACGACUACUACCUAAACUUAAUGGAUUGGUCCAUCCAUUCUGACAUUGCCGUUGCCCUUGAUCGGGAGGUCUACUUAUGGAACGCCCUCUCAGGGAACAUCAAACUGCUCAUGUCGGCUGGUUUAGACGAGGAAUACAUCACGAGUCUGCGCUUUUCCCCACAGGACGCUAAUAUUCUCGCCAUUGGAACCAACUUUGGCCGUAUUCAACUUUGGAAUGUUAACGAAGGUUCCCUGCAGAGAACGAUGCUUACUGGUGAUGGCGCUCCGGCCAGGAUCCCUGCCCUAGCCUGGAGGGAUCAUCUCGUCACGUCAGCAUCACGCACUGGGGAAAUUCGACAACAUGACAUUCGGAUAGCGAGGCACGAAGUGGGAUAUUGCAACACACAUACACAAGAGGUCUGUGGUCUUGAGUGGUCACCUGAUAGUCGGUAUUUGGCCUCUGGUGGUAACGACAAUCUCGUUUGUGUCUUCUCUGCAAACGAAGUAACAAAACUGUCGGGAGUGCGACCAGAACACAUGUUCAACGACCACUUGGCGGCAGUUAAGGCCAUCGCCUGGUGUCCUUGGAAACCGAGCCUUCUUUCCACAGGUGGUGGGACGGCAGAUCACCAUCUUCGUUUUUGGAAUGUCUGCAGCGGUUCCUCUGUGCGCGCUGUUGACGUCGAAACUCAGGUCUCUGGAAUUAUUUGGAAUCAAGAAUAUCGCGAAUUGAUAACCAGUCACGGCAAUGGUAGUCUUUGCAUUUGGAAAUAUCCGAGUAUCCAAAAGGUCAAAAACCUCGCCGAACACCAGGACCGGGUGCUAUCAAUCGUUGCUUCUCCCGAUCGUGAGAUGGUGGCGAGUUGUUCAGCCGACGAGACCAUACGGAUCUGGCACUGUUUCAAGGUGGACGAAGCCAAGAAACGAAUGGAAGAAAAAAGAUUAAUGCCGAUAUUUUCAUUGCCGCGGCCAAUUCGAUAG
Molecule: messenger RNA, 1197 nt
Organism: Mesocestoides corti
Lineage: Eukaryota; Metazoa; Platyhelminthes; Cestoda; Cyclophyllidea; Mesocestoididae
Source: the annotation of a GenBank genome assembly